CGUAGAGGACGCGUAGCGGAAAACUCCGCGGAAAUGCCGCGCUUGCGAUUCCGAUAUGUAACGGAUUAUUCGCUCCGAUAAUUCCGCACGUGAUUGUGCCGUAGAACUUGUAGAUACCGUUUGUGAAGGAUUCUUUUCCGCCAUUUUCGUGUCGUUUUUCGCUCGAACGUUUGACGUGCUACGCUUAUGACUUUACAGCUGUGAAAUUACUUAUUGAUUGCUCGUAUCGGAUAUAAUGGCAAGAGAAACCACAAAAUUAAACGACGUCAAAUCAGUGACUUAAACUUAUACCUGAAGCUGACAGAAAUACACGAAAAUGCUGCACAGAACAUCUUCCUCACGACGUCGUCGGGCUUCAAGAAGUGCAGCAACUUCACCCCAGACCAGAUCACCAAGACCUUCCGCCCAGUCUUCCCGCAGAGCGUCCCUGGCAACAACAGAAACUGAUGACGAAAUAGAACCUGCUCCACCAAGAAGCCCGAGAGCCAGCCUCGCUCCAGACGCAGCUUUAGAAUCAUACCAUAGAAGUCCUCGACACUCCCUAGUCCCUGAAACAAGAUCAGCCAGAAACUCUAUAACCCCCGACACUGCAUUAGGAAGAAACACGUUAGGACCAUCAAGAAAUAACUUAGGCGUUGAACCAGCAUACGGAUCACGUUUAAGUCUAAACCCUCAAGACUUUAAUCGAAGUCCAAGAAAUAGUCUAACUCCUGAUGUAACAGCUAGGAGUCCACGAAGAAGUUUGGUACCAGAAGGAACAUCAUGGAAUCAGCCUAGAAAUUCUUUGGUACCUGAUGUUGGAAGAAGUCCACGACAUUCCGUUGCAAGUAUUCAGAUUGAUCCUGCUAGGAGUCAAAAAGAACUGGGUCCAAGUCCGAGAACUAGUCCUAGAGGAAGUAUAGCACCUGAUACGUUAAUAAAGAAGGAAUGCCCAGAUAUAAAUAGGAGUCCCAGAGGAUCACUUAUUCCGGAUUCCCAAAGAAGUCCAAGAGGCAGUAUUGCUCCUUCUGAGAGGAGUGCGAGAGGGAGCCUGGCUGCUAUUGAGGUUGAUGCAUCAAGAAUCAGUCCCAGAGGAAGUUUGACGCUUACUUUUCAAGAGCCUUUAGUAUCUAGAGAGAGGCGAGCGAGUGAAGACAGUCAAAAUGCUGGUAAUCGAGGUCGAGUAUCUCCAUACCGAGCGUCGCUGGGUGGCCGGCAGAGCGGGACCGCCAUGUCUGAUACUGGCUCCAGAAGAGCAUCGAGUUCUGUAAGCCAAGUAUCAGGCGAUGAACAACGGAGGUUGUGCGGCGAACAGGCCAAGUACAGCGACCGGACCGGUCUGGGAUUGGGUGUUGGGCUCACGACUUAUGGCUCGGUGGCAUAUCAGCUUAAAGAUGCCAACAUAGAGGCCUCGGGGACCGUAGACUUCGUGUGCAGAGCUGCUAAGAUUAUGAACAGGACCAUUGUAAUGACAGUGUUCCUGGCCUGCCUGUCCACGUUACCAGUUAUCAUGUUAAUUAUGGGUGUCCAAUACAUUCGCGACUGUCCAGCUGAGCCUCGAAUACCAGUCUACAUGGUGGUGGGUGGUGCAGCUGGGGGUAUCGGCAUCUGCUGGCUGCUGUGGGCACAGCUGGCGAGCAGGAGCUCCAACUCUUCCGUGAGCGUCCUUGAGCGGGCACUCGCUUACACGCUCACCUUGUUCCUUAUGGGCUGGUUCGCUUGCGGGAACUAUUGGACGUUGGAAAUCAUGUGGCCAGACUAUGCGCCAACGCUGUUCGAGCCCAACCAGUGGUGCCACAAAACACUGUACGUGUUCGCGCUGACUCAGCUUGGUGUUGUGUGGGGCGUAGUGACACUUUUACUGCUUUUACUACUGGCCCUCGUUAUUUGUCAAGUAUUCGGCUGUGGAUGGCUAGGUCCGCCGAGAUACAAGUAGCAACGGCGCAGUGUCGUGCUCGAGCUGUGGCACCGCAACAUCAACAACACCAUGGACGUCGCCGGCGCCCUGCUGCCCUUCACCCAAGUAGUACGCCCCGAGCUCACCAUCCACGUCCAAGAAGUCCUAACCCAAGCCGACA
This is a messenger RNA of Maniola jurtina (meadow brown), 2057 nucleotides long. RefSeq lists its product as uncharacterized. The transcript is spliced from 8 exons. The coding region runs from base 317 to 1915 and encodes 532 amino acids. The record is from RefSeq and is a predicted model, not a curated record. Lineage: Eukaryota; Metazoa; Arthropoda; Insecta; Lepidoptera; Nymphalidae.